Cylindrotheca closterium is the source of this 1014-nucleotide messenger RNA. NCBI's taxonomy places the organism in Eukaryota, Bacillariophyta, Bacillariophyceae, Bacillariales, Bacillariaceae. The record is from the annotation of a GenBank genome assembly.
AUGGGUCUAUUCGGAACAGUAAGAGGGGUAGAGGAGCCUCUCAAGAAACCAUCUGAGGAUGAAAAGAGCAAGGACAAAAAAUCUGGCGAUGAAGCCGAUGGUGGUAAUAGGAGCAGGAGUGGUGACAAGGAGUCAAAGUCGGAAAAAAAGGGUUCAAGUAAAAGCGAAGAUGGUGAAAAGGACAAAAAAUCCAGCGGUUCUGAAUCUGAAGACAAGAAAAAAUCCAGCAGUUCUGAAUCUGAAGACAAGAAGAAAUCCAGCGGAUCCAGCGAUGAAAAGCCUGCCAAAAAAUCCAUUGAUGAUUCUGAAGAUGAAAAGCAUGCCAAAAAGUCCAGCGAUGAUCCAGAAGAUCCUGCCAAAAUGCCCAGCAAAUCUGAAGAUGAAGUAAAGGAAGCUAGCAAGACAUCGAAACAGAGCAAAGGAACAAAAAAAGCAGCCAAGAAGAAACCAAAGUCCAGCAGCUCUGAAGAUGAGGAGGAAGAAGUAAAGAAGAAGUCUAGCAGCUCUAAAGAGGAGGAGAAAGAAGUGGAGAAGAAGUCUAGCAGCUCUGAAGAGGAGGAUGAAGAAGCGGAGAAGAAGUCAAGUGACUCCUCUGAAGAGGAGGAGGAGGAAGUGAAGAAGAAGUCAAGUGACUCCUCUGAAGAUGGAGAGGGAGAAACGAAAGAAAAGGGCUCUUCUUCCGAACAAGGUGGUGAAGGUACGACAGAGGCAGCUAUCGAUGGAGAUGUUGACGGUGAUGGCUUCAGUGGAGACAUUGAUGAUUAUUUUGGUGAGAUGGGCCUCUACAGUUCGACAUCUGGCGACCUGAGCUCAGGGGACUUUCUUUACGCUGAAGAAGGAAUCGAAGCGAUUGAUCACGACUAUGGGGGCAAUACGAAUUUCUUUGCUCCAGAUGGAGAAAUUAUUGGGGACCUCGGCGAGAGUCCAUCAUUGAAACCAGUGCUUGUAAUGGGAGCAAUCAUAAUUUACCUCCUCAGCCGACGGACUCAACUCAGAAAGCAUCACAACAACUAA